Coniophora puteana RWD-64-598 SS2 is the source of this 726-nucleotide messenger RNA. RefSeq names its product Golgi apparatus membrane protein TVP23. The transcript is spliced from 11 exons. The record is from RefSeq and is a predicted model, not a curated record. Gene Ontology annotation, cellular component: Golgi membrane. Gene Ontology annotation, biological process: vesicle-mediated transport; protein secretion. Lineage: Eukaryota; Fungi; Basidiomycota; Agaricomycetes; Boletales; Coniophoraceae. Bases 1 to 726 code for a protein of 241 amino acids.
AUGAGCACAACAACUCCCCUUCUUCAGCAAACCAUUGAGCCGGAUGAGGCGAUUUCAGCCCCUGCUUCUAACGCUAGGCCUGCUGCCGCGCCUGUCGUCCUCACCCCUGGGAACUCACAGCAGAUGGCCACGAAUGCCAGCGACGCGGAGUCAGGGAUUGCUGGCAUAUUUCGACAAUCCGCCCACCCGGCAGUCCUCUUCUUCUUGUACUUCUUCCGCAUAGCUGCGAUCGCCGUAUAUGUUCUAUGUGGUCUCUUCACCGACAAUUACGUGGUAUCCACAGUUGUCGUCGUCGUACUCUUGUCUAUGGACUUCUGGAAUUGCAGGAAUGUCUCUGGACGAACACUCGUAGGAUUGAGAUUUUGGAACCAAGUUGAUGAGGACGGCGAGAGCUAUUGGGUCUUUGAGAGCAGAGAUCCGUCGCGGCCCGCAAAUCCCGUCGACUCCAAGAUGUUCUGGAUUGCCCUCUAUACGUUUCCAGCAGCGUGGCUGCUUCUCUUUGUCGUGUCAAUCAUCCGUUUCAAUGUAUCCUUCGUUCCCAUCGUAAUUCUUGCGCUGGUCUUCAACAUAACGCUCGUUAUUGGGUAUACUUACGCGGACCGUGAUGCAAAGCAACGAUGGGCCACAGGCAUCGCUACGUCAGGAUGGAACCUGGGCAUGGGAGGCAUUGGCGGUCAGAUUGUUGGAGGUGUCAUGAAGAACAGCGUAGGGAAGCUCUUCGGAUGA